UCGGCCAUCGCUCGGGCCGCCACGCCGGGUUCGCGACGUCCUCACAUACCGGUUAGAUUUAGUGCCACCUCACUGUACAUCUAUCACUUGUAUACAUUUGUUCGUUCGCACGAUGUCCGUUGUUUCGGUUCAUUUCUCACAUCCAUAUACGGUACCAACACGAUCGCGCAAAGUUAGUGCUACUUCAAUCCCACGCGAAGUACGUAAAAAUUGUUGCAUCCAGCAUCGAAUUUUGUCUCGUGUCUCCCAUGGCUUUCGAUACGAGUUGGGACGUUGAGAAGUAUCAUGUGCCUUAUGAAUCAGAGGAGCAUUGGCUCCUCAAAAAACAAUUCAUAGAAGCGCACAAAGAAAAAUAUCCAGAAGAGAGACUUAUUUGCCUCGCGCAAUGUUUUUUCAAUAUUGAAUUCAUGGGUACCAGGUACCCGGACAAAGUUAUGAAAUUGGUAGAAGAACUCUCUGUAGAGGUAGCCGCUGAACACAGAGAGAAGCAAAAAACCAAAUUACAGAGAACGUUUGUAAAGGCUUCUGAUGCUGCUGAGGCCAAAGUGAAGAAAUCCUCCAAACGUCCCAGCGAUUCAAAUUAUCCUGACAGCAAGCGAAAAAAAAACGAAGCCCCGCAGUUCAAACAGGGGUCAAAUCAAGGUCAUGUUUCCUACAGUGCAGAAGUUGUUCCACCAAAGCCCAAAGGUCAAUUCAGCCAUAUUAUAUUAUUUCAAUAUGGGGCCAACACUAAUCCUAAAGCUGUGAUCAAAACUAGUCUAGACAAAGCCAAGAGGUCUCUAGAUGUAGAUUUCAAAAAGGAAAAUAAUAUGUGGGUGUGUACAUUGAAAAUUGACCAAAACCAAUUAUCGGUGGGCAAAGAUGCUGUGAAGAAAGAUGCUGAAACCUUAGCGUUUCAAAAUGGAUAUGCAAGAUUACUAUCGGAGUGUUAUAGUAUCCAAGUUACCAGCAAAGAUAUUGAAUCUGUCAUCAAAGGUAACGAGAGAGUACAAAAAGCUGAAAUUGUGUCCGAAGAUGGGAAACAUCCUGACACAAAACUAGCACAGGAUAAUGUUGGAAUGAAACUAAUGAAAAUGAUGGGUUGGACAGGAGGUGGCCUGGGCAAAAAUGAACAGGGAAUAGAAGAGCCUGUCCUAGUUUCAACCAAAGUCACAAGGUCAGGACUUGGAUCCUUGGAUUCCAAAAUGUUGAUGCAAAAAUUGAAAGAUUUGCUCGAUGAAUUUAGAUCUGGGGAUGAAAGUAUCAUGGCAUUUUCAUCGGAUUUCCUCUCGGAGGAAAGAGCUUUUAUUCAUCAAUUUGCUCGGAGGCACGGAUUUGUUUCUAAGAGUUAUGGGAAAAAUGAAAACCGAUAUAUCACCAUCUCCAAGCAAUCUCCUUCCCUGAAAUUCAAUCCGUGGAACAUUGUGAAAACUUUAUACGCACUCGAAGGAAGAGAAUCUACCUUGGACUCAGCUCGUAACACGUUCAAACUGAUUUUGCCCACAUCUUUAAACCCCUAGACCUCAAACUCAACCAAUGCAGAGGAAUCUGUUCUGCUAUAACCAUAAUGCUGAUGCUCAUUGCAGGGCGGUACGCAGUAAGUAGAAAGUUCCUAUCUUACGAACAUGAAACUAAUGACUUACUUUAUGAAAGCGUUGCGAGUCAUCCUGAAAUAUGUUCCUACCACCAUCAAUGGGAUGUACAUGAUUGCAGAGGGUCCAUUUCUUACCAAUGAACGAGAAUGGUCGUCGCUUUGCGUAUCUUCUGUGUCUGCAUAUUUUGUACUUCUUGUAAUUUAGGCGGAAGAAUGGGGUUUUAUUUUGGGAGGGUGAGUGGCAUAGGUGAGUGACAUGUUGUGCACUAAAAUACUUGAGAUUGGCUAUCAAACGAUCCCACACAAAAUUGACUCAAUUCCCUUGUCAUGGAAAGGUAUUAAAAGGUAUUAGAAAUUGCAGAAAGGUAGAGUAAAUGUCAAGCAGUUUGCGUUUUAUUCAAGAAAUUUCAGGUUUCUAUAGCUGUUGAGCAGUCGAAUUUUGAUGAACAUAUUAUUGCAAUUGAUUUCAAUCAUUCAAGUCAAGCACUAUUAAAUACUAUUUAAUUCAUUAAUCCAAAUCAAAGUGGGUAAUUUCAUUCAAUGUGAUUUAUAGUAUAUGGUUGCCACAGUCAGAAAAUAUCAGGGAUAAUGGCUGAAGUGUCUGGGGAAAAGUGUUAAGUCAACUUCAUUUGUGUUCAAGAACAGUUUUGACGUUUAAAACAAAUAAUUUUGCCUGAAUUCUAUUUCAAAUUAUGUUUGUUUAACCAUCUAGCAUAUCUUCAAUUGUAAGAGAAUUUUACCAAGAUGUGUCAGGGAAUUUCCUUUUUUAAAUUCUGCGGCAACCCUGACGCCAUACUAUUGUAGGUAGAAAGUUUCGCCACUGCCGUCGGUCAGUUUGUGUGUCAUGAACGAGAUUCAGUCAGAAACUAUUCUUAAAUGCAGACAAAAUUUUAUUUUGUCCAAUAUUUACUUCAAAUUUGAAGUCCCAGAUUAUAUUUUGUGCAUCAUUGGAUGUAGAGGAUUGUACCAAACGUUUGUGCAGAAAUAUAUUAAGACUGAAAAUAUAAUCAACAAGAUAUGGAUAAAAUAAGCAAAUAGAUUAAAAACGACAGACCACUUAAUUUCAUUGUACCACAUCAUAAGGGGCCUCUAGACAAAGUAUGAAUUAAAGAACAGUGCUGCAUAUUUUCUCCUUAAAAUUUCACAAGGAAAAUGGAUCACACAAUGGGAAGUCUGAAAAUCAACUCUUGAACAAAAUAUAAGUGAUUUCUAUUAACAUUGAUUAAACGGCAAAAAUAC
Bemisia tabaci is the source of this 2812-nucleotide messenger RNA. RefSeq lists its product as uncharacterized. Gene Ontology annotation, molecular function: nucleic acid binding. NCBI's taxonomy places the organism in Eukaryota, Metazoa, Arthropoda, Insecta, Hemiptera, Aleyrodidae. The record is from RefSeq and is a predicted model, not a curated record.